This is a messenger RNA of Scomber japonicus (chub mackerel), 2902 nucleotides long. RefSeq names its product arf-GAP with coiled-coil, ANK repeat and PH domain-containing protein 3-like. Gene Ontology annotation, molecular function: protein binding; GTPase activator activity. The transcript is spliced from 26 exons. The coding region runs from base 107 to 2665 and encodes 852 amino acids. Gene Ontology annotation, cellular component: cytoplasm. The record is from RefSeq and is a predicted model, not a curated record. Lineage: Eukaryota; Metazoa; Chordata; Actinopteri; Scombriformes; Scombridae.
GCUGCGCGUCAGGGAACACCAGUCACCAUCCGCACGGUUCAAACGACAUCUCGCCGCGGGCAAUGACAUUGGCAGACUGAGAGGGAAUACACGACAAAACGCAAAAAUGACGGUGGACUUUGAAGAAUGUAUAAAAGAUUCACCCCGAUUCAGGGCUGGCAUUGACGAUGUGGAGACAGACGUGGUGGAAAUCGAGGCAAAGCUCGACAAGCUGGUGAAGCUGUGCAGUGGGAUGAUCGAGGCAGGCAGGGCCUACGUCAGCGCCAACAAGCUCUUUGUGAACGGCAUUAAGGACCUGUCCCAGCAGUGCAAAAAAGAGGAGGCGAUAUCGGAAUGCCUUGAAAAGUGUGGAGAAAGCCUCCAGGAGAUCGUCAACUACCACAUGAUUUUGUUUGACCAGGCUCAGAGGUCGAUCAAGCAACAGCUUCACACAUUCAUUAAAGAGGAUGUGCGCAAGUUCAAGGACACCAAGAAGCAGUUUGACCGGGUGCGUGAGGACAUGGAGCUGGCUCAGGUGAAGAAUGCCCAGGCACCCAGGAACAAGGUCCAUGAGGCUGAGGAAGCCACACAGGCCCUCAUCCUCAGCCGAAAGGCCUUUAGGCACCUGGCCUUGGACUAUGUACUACAGAUUAAUGUUCUUCAGGCCAAGAAGAAGUUUGAAAUCCUGGAUGCAAUGCUGUCCUUCAUGCGUGCCCAGCACACUCUUUUCCAACAGGGCUUCAACAUCUUGGAUGAGAUUGACCCAUAUAUGAAAAAACUGGCUGCACAACUGGAUCAGCUGGUCAUUGACUCUGCCAUGGAGAAGAGGGAGCUGGAGCACAAACACGCCCUCAUCCAGCAGAGAACUCUGAUGCAGGACUUUUCCUACGAUGACCCCAAGUUGGAGUUCAAUGUGGAUGCGCCCAAUGGUGUCGUCAUGGAGGGCUACCUCUUCAAGAGGGCCAGCAACGCUUUCAAGACCUGGAACAGGCGGUGGUUUUCUAUACAGAAUAGCCAGCUGGUCUACCAAAAGAAACUCAAGGACUCUCUGACAGUUGUGGUGGAGGACCUGAGGCUGUGCUCAGUCAAACCAUGUGAAGAUAAUGAGAGGAGGUUUUGCUUUGAGGUGGUUUCACCCACUAAGAGCUGUAUGCUGCAGGCUGAGUCAGAGAAGCUGCGACAGGCAUGGAUCCAGGCAGUCCAGGCAAGCAUCGCUUCUGCUUACAAAGACAUAGCAGACAACUAUUACAUUGAGCGUUUGGACCGGACAGCCUCACCCUCCACCAGCAGCAUUGACUCUGCCAGCGAGCCCAGAGAGAGGGGGGAGAGGGCAGAUAAGGGAGUUCGGGGAGGAGGAGAAAGCUUGCUCCAGAGGAUACAGUCCCUGCCAGGAAAUGAGCUGUGCUGUGACUGCGGCCAAACUGCUCCCUGCUGGGCCUCCAUCAACCUUGGAGUGCUGCUCUGCAUUGAGUGCUCAGGGAUCCACAGGAGUUUAGGCGUACACUGUUCUAAAGUGCGUUCACUAACGCUAGACUCAUGGGAGCCAGAAUUACUCAAGCUAAUGUGUGAAUUGGGAAAUACUGUGAUCAACCACAUUUAUGAGGGAGCCUGCGAAGAGCUUGGUGUGAAAAAACCUGGACCGUCCAGUUCAAGACAGGAGAAAGAGGCCUGGAUCAAGUCUAAAUAUGUGGAGAAACGCUUCCUAAAGAAGAUGAGUGGGAGCGAGGCGUUGGUGGAGGGUGAAAGAAAGUCCCGACCCUGGACAGUGAAAAAGUGCCACAGACACAACAGCUCCAUUCGGGCCCCUAACAAGGCCCGCAGGAAAUACCACCGCUAUGAGCCCGGUAGCGCCUCACCUGCAAAUCUCUCUGCAGCAGCCGCAGCAAAGUUUCGCCGAGACUCCCUGUUCUGUCCAGAUGAGCUGGACUCACUUUUUUCCUACUUUGACACUGGCUCUGGUCCUCGCAGUCUCAGCAGUGAUAGUGGCCUAGGAGGAAGUACUGAUGGCAGCACUGACAUCCUGGUUUUUGGCUCAGUGGUGGACAGUGUCACAGAAGAAGACGAGGAGUCAGAGGAAUCCUCCAGUGGUGAGGUGGAAAUCGAACAGGAAGUGUCUUCAGACCCCGAGGACCCAAGAGAGCUCCACCCUGGUGCCCUCCUCCAACGAUCCUCCCGCUUACACAACCUGCCACUCAUGGCGGAGGCAUUGGCGCACGGGGCUGACAUACACGCUGCAAGUGAGGAGGAGGAGGGGAAAACGCCACUCAUUCAAGCUGUGAUUGGGGGCUCUCUGAUAGCUUGUGAGUUCCUGCUUCAGAAUGGAGCCGAUGUGAACCAGAGAGACAUGAGAGGGAGGGGCCCUCUGCAUCACGCCACCUACCUGGGUCACACUGGCCAGGUGUGUCUGUUCUUGAAGAGAGGAGCAUCACAGACAGAGGUGGACGAGCAGGGUCAUGACCCACUAAGCAUCGCUGUCCAAGCUGCCAACGCAGACAUCGUCACCCUAUUGCGUCUUGCGCGGAUGAACGAGGAGAUGCGAGAGGCGGAGGCCCCUUUGGGACAACCAGGGGUUGCCACAGGCAGCAGAAGUGUAAAGUCCAAGGAUGUUCGGGAUAGAGUGACAUCCCCUGUGUUGAUGUCUUUCGCGAGUUUUCUCUCCUCGCGUCUCUCCAGCCCGAGAAAUUGAGGAGGAGAAGCAUACAGUUCAGCCGCUGCAAGACGCCAUAGUGACCAUUGGCCGCUACAUCAUGUGACUAUUCUUCAGCCACUUUGGAGUAAAGAGGGAGGCAGCUAUAUGCUAUUUUGUUGUUGAGAGCUGCAAGUAUACGUAGAGAUCAGAACCUGCAGGCAGUGGUUAUAACAGCCUUGUCAUUAUCCCCAAUUGACAGUGUAAAUAUAUUGGAUGAAGGCAAGGCAAGCAGCU